Molecule: messenger RNA, 1032 nt
Organism: Coffea eugenioides
Lineage: Eukaryota; Viridiplantae; Streptophyta; Magnoliopsida; Gentianales; Rubiaceae
Exons: 5
Coding region: 148-885 (245 amino acids)
Source: RefSeq, a predicted model, not a curated record
UUCCCAUUCUUCAUCCGCCUCCCUCUCUUUCUUCCCCCUCCAGACAAGAAAUUCCCAGUUUUUCUGUAUCUCUCAAUUACCGACGGGAGAAUCCUUCCCUCAGAUUCCUCUUCCUUUCCCUCUCUCGGUUUUUUGUUAGCGUGCAGAAUGCCCGGCGAGACAUCAGUCAUCUACUUUUCCACGCUUUCCUCAAUUUGUCUCCCCAAAGAUACAACUAUUCUUGCCUCCUCCUCUUCACUCUCCGCUCUUUCUAAAUUCCCAUCUUUUAGUAGUAAACAAUUACCUCUUCGGUCGUUCCGCUUCGUCCCAAAAGCCUCAGGUUCGGGCCACUUUCUAGGCGAUGAAGCCUUUGGACACUAUCCCUGGGAAUCCUCCUCUGAUUCUGGCGACUCAUCCAUUCAAUGGGUUCCCGAAGAGAGAGUCACAUUAUUCACUGCUGAUGGGCUUAUUCAAAUAGGAGGAAAUCUGGUGCCACGGCGAAUUACUUCCGGUGACAAGAAGUAUGAAAAGAUUAAAACAUUACAAAGAAUCCAACGGUUUCAAGAAAGUGAUUAUAUGGAUCCUAGUCAAGGCUUGUGCUUGGGUGCUCUCUUUGAUAUUGCAGCAACAAAUGGACUUGACACGGGUAGAAGGCUUUGUAUUUUUGGCUUCUGUCGUUCCGUUGAGAUGCUCAGUGAUGUCGUUGAAGACACUGUGUUGGAGCAUGGUGGAGAGGUUGUUGCCGCAGAAAAAGCAAGCAAAGGCGGUCUGCAUGAAAAGCUAACCAUGACUGUUGCUGUACCCCUACUUUGGGGUGUUCCCCCAGCCUCAGAAACACUCCACCUUGCAGUUCGGAGUGGUGGAGGGAUUGUGGAGAAGGUAUAUUGGCAGUGGGACUUUGUGUAGAUGAAUUACUGGCUCCUCUGACCAUUGUUUGUAGUUGUACAUAAUAUCAUCUGCUUCUAUGUAUAGGACAAUUCAAGAUGUACAUUUGAUGUCAAUAUGAUUCCCCUCAUUGUUUGCAGUGAUAUUUUUAUGUUUGUCAGCGCUUCA